Molecule: messenger RNA, 2626 nt
Organism: Bemisia tabaci
Lineage: Eukaryota; Metazoa; Arthropoda; Insecta; Hemiptera; Aleyrodidae
Gene: UGP
Product: UDP-glucose pyrophosphorylase
Biological process (GO): UDP-alpha-D-glucose metabolic process
Molecular function (GO): UTP:glucose-1-phosphate uridylyltransferase activity
Source: RefSeq, a predicted model, not a curated record
GCAGUUGUCGUCAUAAUGCAAAAUCCGAGAGGGCUCCUACGUCCGGCCCACGAUGGCGACGCAAGUGAACGAAAAUCUAGAAUCUCCUUUGACGAUAUCGACCAGGUGCGAGGCCACCAACGAGUUCCCUCAGGUUCGCAAGAAUUCAAAGACCUCACCAAACGUGACGCUUUGGAACAAAUGAAAAACGAUAUUGAACGGUUAGUUUCAACGGUGCCUGAGGCGCAGCGAGAAGCCACGAAAAAGGAGUUGGAUGGGUUCUCGUCUCUAUUUGAACGAUACCUCCAAGAGAAAGGUCCAUCUCUCUCUUGGAAUGAUAUUCAGAAACUUCCUGAAAAUGCGGUCAGAGACUAUGCAUCAUUGGAAACCCCAUCGACAGAAGAUGCCCGGAACAUGUUGGAAAAAUUGGUAGUUGUCAAGUUAAAUGGUGGUCUUGGAACAUCCAUGGGUUGCAGGGGUCCAAAAUCUGUAAUUCCUGUCCGGAGUGAUCUUACGUUCCUAGAUCUUACUGUCCAACAGAUUGAAUACCUAAACAAAACAUACAAAGUUAAUGUGCCUUUGGUUUUAAUGAACUCUUUCAAUACUGAUGCCGAUACACAAAAAAUAAUUCGCAAGUACAAAGGUGUUCAAGUUGAAAUCUACACAUUUAGUCAAAGUUGUUUUCCCAGAAUAGAGAAAGAGUCGCUCAUGCCUGUUCCCAAAGACUGUCAUGUUGAAAAGAAUUUAGAAGCGUGGUACCCUCCUGGUCAUGGUGACUUUUAUGAGAGCUUCAGUAACUCAGGGCUUCUCAAGAAGUUUAUCAAACAGGGGCGAAAAUUCUGCUUUCUCUCCAAUAUUGACAACUUGGGAGCCACAGUGGAUCUGAAUAUCUUGAAUAUGCUGUUGAAAUCAAAUUCAACAUCUGAAUUUUUAAUGGAAGUCACCGACAAAACCAGGGCUGAUGUGAAGGGAGGUACCCUCAUUCAAUAUGACAACAAGCUGAGACUUCUGGAAAUUGCACAAGUACCUAAAGAACACGUUGAUGAAUUUAAAUCAGUGAAAACUUUCAAAUUUUUCAAUACAAACAAUUUGUGGGUGGACUUAGAAGCCAUUGAAAGAGUUGUCUCAGAGGGUGGACUAAACAUGGAAAUUAUCAUCAAUCAUAAGUCACUAGGAAAUGGUACAAACGUAAUCCAAUUAGAAACAGCAGUUGGUGCCGCCAUGAAAGCUUUCAAUCACAGUGUCGGCUUAAAUGUACCGAGGAGUCGAUUCUUACCCGUCAAGAAAACAUCAGAUUUAAUGCUAGUCAUGAGUAACCUGUAUGAUUUAAACCAUGGGUCAUUGAUCAUGAGCCCGAAGAGAAUGUUCCCGACAACUCCUCUGAUCAAGCUUGGAGACGCACACUUUGCCAAAGUUAAAGAUUUUCUCAGUCGUUUCGCCAAUAUCCCAGACUUGCUGGAGUUGGACCAUUUAACUGUCUCUGGAGAUGUUACAUUCGGAAGAGGAGUUUCAUUCAAGGGCACUGUCAUAAUCAUCGCCAAUCAUGGAGACAGGAUUGACAUCCCAGCAGAAUCACUUUUAGAAAACAAAAUUAUCUCCGGAAACUUGAGAAUUUUGGACCACUAGUCACAUUAUUUUUAGUCUUUUAAUUUGAAUUUUAGGUGCCAAGAAAAAUAAUUACUGCACAAUAUUUCUUCUUCAAACAUAUUAAAUGCGCUUGUGCUUUGUCUGUUAGGUAUUUUGUUUGUUAUUGAGAUGUAUGCCUGAAAAAUUUACAAUCUCGUUCUUUCACUAUAAAAGCACUGAAUGUAAUAGACAGAAACCUAAUCAAACAUUUUGUCUGAAUGUAUAUAUUUGUGAAAGUUGUUGUUUUUUAUUGUUUUCAUCGUUGAUUUUAUUUGUUCAUUUUAUUUCUGUUCUUAGUAUUGUGUAAUAUUUUUUCUGUAACAGUCAUUGAAAAGAAAAAAAAAAAUACUGUAUCGAAGGUUAUUAGAAAAAAGAAAUUUGAAAUAUGUUGUUUAUGGAAGAAUGAGUAUUUUUGUUGGUCUGUCCAAUGCUUGCCGUUAAUGCCACAAAAUCUUAUCCAUCAAUGAAUUUAUUUUUGUAUUUGUACAUUUUAAAUCUUUGCCAAAUAUGUAUACCAAAUGUGAAUAAUUUUUAUCAAUUUAGAUUUUUGAAAAAGAGAAUAUUUUCAAGGAGGUGCAUAGUAUCUUAGUUUUACAAGUAAGAUCAUACAUAUGAGAAAAAACAUCUCAGCUGUUUAGGGAACAACGCAACACGAUUUUCCCUCUCAAAAUUUCAGUGAAAUACCUAGUCUUGAUCAAAGAAAAAAAAAUACUGAUACUUAACUUUAAUAUUUAGCUUAAGAGAAGUGUGCUUGGAACUCUUUCUUAACCUACUUAUUUGCUGAUAUUUAUUUUUUUAUUUCGCUCAUUCUCAUUGUAAGAGUUGAUCAAAUUUUAAAUUGUUCGUGUUAGAUUGAUGAAAGAAAUUGUACGAGAACAAUGUAAUUUUAAUAUUUUUAUUACAAAAGUCAGAAAAUUUACUAUUUGUGCAAUGCUUUUAUCUGUAUUUAACUUUGUUACUGUAUCCUAUUGAUUGGAAACAUUGUUAAAAUACAAGAAGUUGAGAAAUGAAAGCGACCUAA